This is a messenger RNA of Cephus cinctus (wheat stem sawfly), 1744 nucleotides long. It is a transcript of the gene Bcs1, whose product is annotated as mitochondrial chaperone BCS1. The record is from RefSeq and is a predicted model, not a curated record. Gene Ontology annotation, biological process: mitochondrial respiratory chain complex III assembly; protein insertion into mitochondrial inner membrane from matrix. Bases 280 to 1557 code for a protein of 425 amino acids. Gene Ontology annotation, molecular function: ATP hydrolysis activity; ATP binding. Lineage: Eukaryota; Metazoa; Arthropoda; Insecta; Hymenoptera; Cephidae. Gene Ontology annotation, cellular component: mitochondrial inner membrane. The transcript has 7 exons.
UUUUACAUUGUUUUUCAUUUUUUGUUACUUACACAAAAGUGUACAGUAGUAAAAUAUCUCAUGUUUGAAGUUUCACUGGAAUGUGAUGUUAUAUUUUAACACGGCCGUGCCAAAGCGUGUCAAUGGAGGUUGUACCUCGCGAUGCAGGUUUCGUCGAAUCGUAGAAGAAAAGAUUAUUUUAAAGUUUCUGCAAUGUUUGGAUGACUGAAAAAUUAUUUCUCAACACUUCAUAUAUUUUAUACUGCUAUUUGAGUAAGUUGUCAGUUAACGUUAUCAAAGAUGACAAUCAUGGAGUAUAUUCAGUCUCUGUCAAACAAUCCUUAUUUUGGAGCCGGCUUUGGUUUAUUUGGAAUUGGUGCUGGUGCGGCUAUGUUAAGAAAAGGCAUGCAAGUGGGAAUGAUAUUUUUCAGACGUCAUUACAUGAUUACGCUGGAAGUACCAUGCAGAGAUAAGAGUUACCAGUGGCUUUUACAAUGGAUUACGCACAAGGGUGCAAGAAAAACACAGCACCUUUCCGUAGAGACUAGCUUUGAGCAGAAGGAGACUGGUCAUGUUAAAACAAAAUAUGAUUUUAUACCAAGCAUUGGAACACAUUUCUUUAAGUAUAAUGGAAAUUGGAUAAAAGUAGAAAGAACCAGAGAGCAGCAGACAUUAGAUUUACAUAUGGGCGUCCCUUGGGAAACAGUGCAACUCACUGCUCUGGGAAGAGAUAAAACCAUAUAUUUUAAUAUUCUAGAAGAAGCCAGGCAGAUGGCUUUGAAAGAACAUGAAGGAAAAACUAUUAUGUACACUGCCUUGGGAAGCGAGUGGAGACCAUUUGGCCAUCCUAGGAAACGAAGGCCAUUGAAUUCUGUAAUUUUAGAUACUGGCAUUAGCAAUAGAAUAUUAAUGGAUUGUAAAGAAUUCAUAGAGAAUCCUGCGUGGUAUAGUGAUCGAGGUAUUCCAUAUCGAAGGGGGUACUUACUUCAUGGACCUCCAGGUUGUGGCAAAUCCUCUUAUAUCACUGCAUUAGCUGGUGAACUGGAACGUGGAAUUUGUGUAUUAAAUUUGUCUGAACGUGGUCUUACAGACGACAGAUUAAAUCAUUUAUUAGCAGUAGCACCUCAGCAGACCAUAAUCCUCCUAGAGGAUGUUGACGCUGCUUUCAGUAGUAGAGAAGAAAGUAAAGAAGUAAAAGCAGCUUACGAUGGUCUCAACAGGGUAACUUUUAGUGGACUAUUAAAUUGUUUAGACGGUGUUGCAUCCACUGAAGCACGUAUUUUAUUCAUGACCACUAAUUACCUGGAAAGAUUAGAUCCCGCCCUUGUCAGACCAGGCAGAGUAGACGUUAAGGAAUAUAUUGGCUGGUGCAGUCAAGCUCAAGUGGAACAAAUGUUCCUGAGAUUUUAUCAGAAGCCAGGAGAGACAGCAAAUGAUCUUGCUAAACAGUUCGCCGAAAGUGUUAUGUCUUACAAGAAAAACGUGAGUCCAGCACAAAUCCAAGGAUUUUUCAUGUUUCACAAAAACAAUCCAGAGGAAGUAUUAAACAAUGUAGCCCAGAUAUGGGAACUCACCUAAUAGAAAAUGUCCAGUGUAAUUGUAAAAUUAUAUACAACUCCUUGUCGCUGGUAUAACUUUUGUAACAUACCGUACCAUUGAAAAUGUAUGUCGACACUGCUGUAAAGAAUUUUGAUAGUUCUGCAGAAUAGAAUUGUAUUAUGCUAUAUGAUGUACAUCAGAUCUAAAUAUAAAACUUCGUAUUUAA